ACGGGUUUCUUCGUUUCUUAAUUUUUCAAAGUUGAUCUGCACAUACCUUUUCUAAUUACUUUAUUAAUAGAAUUAUUAUUAAAGUAUUUUUUCGUUCGUGGGUAGCGUGUGAAGUGUUAACGGUUUACUUUUCGUUUUUUGUUUUUUGUUUUUUUUUUUUCCAUGGUUUUCUUUCUAGAAACUCGAGGAAGCAAAAUUGAGUUCCUCUUCCAAUUUUAAACUCGUUGAAGAGCAUUCCAAAGGUGUUGUUACUUGUUUCAUGAUCCCCAAUCCAAUAGCGUAAACAAAAAAAAAAACAAAAAAAAAAAAAUGGAGUCGCCAUCGUCGUGGGUUGUGCGAACCGUGGAUGAGUUAGUGGAAGGGAUAAUGAGGAUCCAUAGAUCGUUACCGGCGAGGCAGGAAAUCGAAGAAGUGGAAGCGGCGAGAACUCUGAUCGCAAACGUGGAGAGAGAAGACCAAGCGAGGCUUGAGGCCAUGGCGGUGGCGGCGAGGCAAAACAAGAAUCCCGGUGUGCCGGAGGAACUGUUCAUUGUGUUUCAAGAGAUGCAGAAGAACAUUGUGUAUUUCCAGAGCAAGGAGCAGAAGAGGGAUGCUCUUAAAGUUCUCGAUCUAGAAAACGCCCACUCCCUGUUUGAUGAAUUGAUUCACAGAGCUUCCAAGUGCGUUUCCAACAAGAAUUCGGUUUCUCAAAGGGGUUUCGAUGACCCUGAUCCUGACCCUCUGCCUCAAACUUCUGUUUCUUCGAGUUUAUUCAAGAAAGAACCUUUGAAGGCCGAAUUAUUGUUCACGAGAGAUGAUAGUUAUGUGAGUAAGGCCAAGUCCACGUUUUUCCCUGGUGGGUAUGGAAUUGGACCCGCUAUCUCAUCCAAAGCACAGAUAGUAGAUUCCUCGUUAAAACCCUCUUACACUUCAGGUCAAGAUGCUGGUGGUGGUGGAGAUAAGUUGAGUUUGAUAAAACUGGCUAGCUUAGUUGAAGUAUCUGCAAAGAAACGUACCCAUGAUCUCAAUUUGCAGAACAAGUUGAUGGACCAAGUUGAUUGGCUACCUGAUUCGAUAGGAAAGUUAUCGAGUUUGGUCACCCUGGAUUUAUCUGAGAAUAGGAUUAUGGCACUUCCUUCCACAAUGGGAGGCCUUUCGUCCUUGACCAGGUUGGAUUUGCAUUCAAAUCGGAUCAAGGAGCUCCCGGAUUCUGUUGGGGAUCUCCUUAGUCUUGUGUAUUUAAAUGUUGGAGGAAAUCAGUUAUCAUCUCUGCCAGCUUCUCUUGGCAGAUUGAUACGUCUUGAGGAGCUUGAUUUGAGCUCAAAUCAGGUUUCUGUGCUUCCUGACUCUUUAGGGUCACUUGUUAGCCUAAAGAUAUUGAAUGUGGAGACAAAUGAUAUAGAAGAAAUCCCGCAUUCUGUUGGUCGAUGUUCUUCUCUUAGAGAGCUUUGUGCUGAUUAUAACCGCCUCAAAGCCCUGCCAGAAGCUGUAGGGAAGAUUCAGAGUCUUGAGAUUUUGUCUGUGCGGUACAACAACAUUAAACAACUACCUACAACAAUGUCAGGUCUAACAAACCUGAAGGAACUUAAUGUAAGUUUCAAUGAGCUUGAAUCAGUGCCUGAGAGCUUAUGUUUUGCCACCUCUCUUGUCAAGAUGAACAUAGGAAACAAUUUUGCUGACAUGCAAUCCUUACCAAGAUCCAUUGGGAACCUUGAAAUGCUUGAGGAGUUGGAUAUCAGCAAUAAUCAGAUACGUGUCCUUCCUGACUCAUUUAGGAUGCUCACUCGACUACGCAUCUUACGAGUGGAAGAGAAUCCUCUUGAAUUACCACCAAGACAUAUAGCUCAAAAGGGAGCACAGGCGGUUGUCCUGUACGUGGCUGAACUUGUGGAGAAGAGGAAUGUUAAAUCCCAGCCAGUUAAGCAGAAAAAGAGUUGGGUUCACAUGUGCUUCUUUUUCAAGUCUAACAAAAGAAAGCGUGAUGGCGUGAUUAUGUGAAAACCUGAUUAAAUUCCAACUAAAUCAUUGUUGGCAAGCAACAGAUUCCAUGAGUAAGUUAAGUUGUUUUUUUGGUCAAUACUUGUGCUACAGGGAGUUGAGUAUUGGUUAUGAAAUAUAGGCUUAUUUAAUCGUUGUUCACAAGUAUCUGCUUUAUGGCUAGAUUUCUUUACAGGGAACAGUAGCAAAGAGUGAAUGCAUGCUUUAAUUGUUAUUUGUUACUGUUAGAGUAGAUUGGUAAAGCUAACAUGUAAUAUUUGUUUGCUGCUAAUGUUGUGUGUUCUUGACAGGGAUAUACAUUUGUGUUUAUAGAAAAGGACAAAGAUAUGUUUGUCAGUCUGCAGGCAACAUUAGGAGAGAAUGAAUUGGCAACCUUCGUUGGCUGUUGGAAUUUGCUAACUCUGAGGCACAAACCACAAACUGUAGAGUUCCUGUUCAUUUUUUUUUCUUUGUUUUUAGAAUUUUAUUUUCUGAUUUUAUUUCAUUCAUAUUUCUGUUGCAUGAAAGUGUAAAGAAGUGUUACCAACGGGCAAAAAAUGGAUAUGGGUAGUGGGGAAGAACCAGAGAUGAUAAUUAUGUACCAUGUAAAUUCACAUCCA
Molecule: messenger RNA, 2576 nt
Organism: Gastrolobium bilobum
Lineage: Eukaryota; Viridiplantae; Streptophyta; Magnoliopsida; Fabales; Fabaceae
Product: plant intracellular Ras-group-related LRR protein 4-like
Exons: 3
Coding region: 310-1977 (555 amino acids)
Molecular function (GO): protein binding
Source: RefSeq, a predicted model, not a curated record